AACUUGCACACGAAAAAAAUAUAAGACCUAGCCAAAGUAAGUUUUAAAGCAUAUAUCUGGCAAAAGUGCUUAGAGUUUCAAUAUAUUUUUCGGUGGUAAUUAUAUUUAAUCUCACAUUUUUUACAGUUCCUUUGUCUUCGACUACCGAAAUAACGAAAGUUAAAAAACCUAAGAAGAUAAAGAAAAAAUGUACUUCAAAUAUUGAACCUACAUCACCUGGAAAGAAAAAAUUAUUGGUUAAAUUGAAAAAAUACAAAACUGCGAUGAAAGAUCUUCGGAAAAAAGUAAAACAGAUUGAAAGCAUAUCCUCGCCCGUUUUGAAAAGUCUGAUAGAAUCGACUAUAAAAAAUGAAAAACGUAAAUCAAAAGGGCGUCGCUGGUCAAAAUUGAAUAAAAUUGUAGCACUUGCUCUAUAUAAAAAAUCUCCUAAAGCAUAUAGAUAUUUGAGUCAACUCCUCUCAAUGCCAAGUGUGCGGACGCUACAAACUAUUUUGGAGACUAUGAAAUUAGAACCUGGCAUAGAUCCUAAUAUUAUAACACAUUUAAAAUCAAAUGCUGAAAAAUUGAAAGAAGAUGAUAAAAUAUGUGUCAUACUGUUUGAUGAAAUUGCAUUGAAACGUCGACUCAUAUACAAUAUUUCUGCAGAUAAAAUAGAUGGCUAUGUGGAUUUGGGCAACGAAGGUGGUCGUUCUGCAAAAAUUGCAGACCACGCUCUCGUGUUUAUGCUUCAAGGCAUACGAAAAAAAAUGAAGCAGCCUAUCGCACAUUACUUCGUGAGUGGGACUAUUGAAACAGAAAAAUUAUGUGUCAUUAUCAAAACGGUUAUAAGAAUGAUGACUGCAUCUGGUUACAAAAUUAUAGCUACCGUUUGCGAUCAAGGACCUACCAACGUAGGAGCACUAAAUUUAUUGAAAAAGUUCUCUCCGGUCUCAGUAGAGUCAAAUUAUUUUUUAUUAGAUAAUGAAAAAGUAUUCAUAAUAUACGAUGUCCCACACCUUUUCAAGUCCAUCCGAAACAAUUUCCUGCAAGCCGGUGAAUUGCUUAUGGAUGGCAAAACUGCUAAAUGGCAACACCUUAUAAAUCUGGAGGAGAAGAACCGGACGACCUUGCACUUUAAGAAAAUAACAAAAUUACACGUGGCCCCAAAGUACAGGUCAAAAAUGAGGGUAAAGUUGGCUGCCCAAAUAUUAAGCAAUACGGUGGCUGCCGUAUUAAAAUUACAAGCUGAGAGUAUUCAAAAUAAACAAGAAAGUGUCGCAAUUUUACAAACAGCUGAAGUUGUGGAACUGUUGGAUCGCCUGUUUGAUGCCACGAACGGACCAGCAUCUAACAAAGACAUUAAAAAAAACUACAGACAAAAUGUUUCUAAAAAUAGUUUCCAUCAUCAAUUUUGGCAAGAUUGUAAACAAAAAUUAAAAACCCUACAGUUUCUGAAGUCCGACAGCCAAAUAAGACUGCGAAAUGACAACAAUGAAAUCUUAUUUGAUUUUCAAGAGGUGGUUUUUUCUAACCAAUCUGUAAAAGUAAGAUCUACAGAUGACAUCGCCGCGCCGACCACAAGUUUCGAAGAUAAUGAUCAUCCGGUCCUGCAUAUCCCUGAAAUAGAAAAUUUGGAGGAUCAGGAUGAAGAAAUAAAGGAAAUGAUCGAAACAUUUAUGGACAAACAAGACCAAGAAUUCAAAAAAUAUGCGAAGACUUUAAAAGAAACACAGCAGACAAACGCAAAUAUUGAACAUUCAUUGGCAUUUCUGACUGAGCAGAAUGACGUUUUAAAGCGGAAAAUUGAGAGUCUUGAAGUGCAGAUGAAGGAAGAUAAGAAAUACAUUUCAAUUUUAGAAGAUAAAAUUGAAAACAUGCAGAUGGACAGCCGGAAAUCUAAUUUUGAAAUUAAAAGUGUUCCUAAAAAAGACAUGGAAACCAAGGAAGAUUUAAUAGAUAUGGUUUUAAAUCUGUCAGCAAACAUUGGAGGUCAACUGAAAAAGGAAGACAUUAAAGACAUCUAUAGGGUGGCGGCACAUAUAUGA
Plutella xylostella (diamondback moth) is the source of this 2024-nucleotide messenger RNA. NCBI's taxonomy places the organism in Eukaryota, Metazoa, Arthropoda, Insecta, Lepidoptera, Plutellidae. The record is from RefSeq and is a predicted model, not a curated record.